Molecule: messenger RNA, 1309 nt
Organism: Hibiscus syriacus
Lineage: Eukaryota; Viridiplantae; Streptophyta; Magnoliopsida; Malvales; Malvaceae
Product: adenosine kinase 2
Exons: 12
Coding region: 81-1106 (341 amino acids)
Biological process (GO): purine ribonucleoside salvage
Cellular component (GO): nucleus; cytosol
Molecular function (GO): adenosine kinase activity
Source: RefSeq, a predicted model, not a curated record
CUAUUACUCUCUCACUCUUAGCUUCGUUUCUCUUCCUUUUUUCUCGUUCACCAAACAGCCGCCAACAGCCCCUCGAGAAAAUGGCGUAUGAAGGGAUUCUCCUGGGGAUGGGUAAUCCUCUCCUUGAUAUUUCGGCUGUCGUGGACGAGGAGUUCUUGAAAAAAUAUGACAUCAAGUUGAACAAUGCAAUUUUAGCUGAGGAGAAGCACCUUCCCAUGUAUGAAGAAAUGGCUGUCAAUCCCAAUGUCGAGUAUAUUGCUGGAGGUGCUACUCAAAAUUCAAUCAAAGUUGCACAGUGGAUGCUUCAAAUUCCUGGCGCAACUGGUUACAUUGGUUGCAUUGGGAAGGACAAGUUUGGGGAGGAAAUGAAGAAGAAUUCAAAAGCUGCUGGUGUUAAUGUUCACUAUCUUGAGGAUGAAUCUACACCAACAGGAACUUGUGCUGUUUGUGUUGUGGGUGGUGAAAGGUCACUCAUUGCAAAUCUAUCAGCUGCUAACUGCUACAAGUCUGGUCAUUUGCAGAAGCCAGAGAACUGGGCGUUGGUUGAGAAGGCCAAAUACUUCUAUAUUGCUGGAUUUUUUCUUACUGUGUCACCAGACUCAAUACAGCUUGUUGCUGAACAUGCAGCUGCAAAGAACAAGGUUUUUGCGAUGAAUCUUUCUGCUCCAUUUAUUUGCGAGUUCUUCAAGGACGCACAGGAGAAAGCUCUACCGUAUGUGGACUUUGUCUUUGGCAAUGAAACAGAAGCGAGAACCUUCUCAAAGGUUCAUGGCUGGGAGACUGACGAUGUUGCUGAGAUAGCUCUGAAGAUUUCACAGUGGCCGAAAGCAUCUGGAACAUACAAGAGGAUUACUGUCAUUACCCAGGGUGCAGAUCCGGUAGUCGUUGCUGAGGAUGGGAAAGUGAAGCAGUUCCCCGUUAUAGUGUUACCCAAGGAAAAAUUGGUUGAUACAAAUGGUGCAGGUGAUGCAUUCGUUGGAGGCUUUCUUUCACAAUUGAUUCAAGAGAAACCCAUUGACGUUUGCGUAAAAGCUGGCUGCUAUGCAUCCAAUGUUAUCAUCCAAAGGUCUGGUUGCACAUACCCAGAAAAGCCUGAAUUUAACUAAGCUAUUCCACUUCAUUGGUCUCCUCUCCACUCCACUCCAGUGUGUGUUUUUAAGGUUUUUCGUUGUUGAGAACCUUCUUGCCGGCAUUUGAUCUUUUUGAAUUUUCCCCUUUUUUUUUAUGAUUUGCUGACCAUUUCCAUGGCUGUCCUAAAAUGGUAUGAGAAUAUUGGUGCAUGAGAAUAAUAUUUUAUCCAUAUUCAUCA